Messenger RNA from Striga asiatica, 1224 nucleotides. The record is from the annotation of a GenBank genome assembly. Lineage: Eukaryota; Viridiplantae; Streptophyta; Magnoliopsida; Lamiales; Orobanchaceae.
GCAAAAUUGAAGUUUCAGUACUUCUACAUGGGAAGAUAAUCAAUAUAUAUAAAUUAUAGGGGUCAAAAUGCUAUUUCUCCUUCUUUGCCUGGAUUCGGUUUUCCAUAAGCAGAGCAGAACUUCCGAUUCGUAGUCGCUCUCUUCUUCUUCUUUUGCAUCUGCUGAGAUCACACACUGAGCUAGGGAGAAAGAGAGACGCAAACAAGGAAACCAAAUAUUUGGGAAAAAAAAAAAGAAGGCAGAGGAAAAAUGGCAGUGCGAACUAGGUUUGUGAAGGCAGCUCUUGGUUUAAUGGCGAUUUGCUUGGCGGCAUACAUAGUGGGGCCCCCUCUGUACUGGCACUUAAUGGAGGGAUUGGCCUCGGCCUCCGCCUCAGCCACUUGCCCGCCCUGCAACUGCGACUGUGAUUCUGUGCCCCUUCUCUCUAUUCCUCAAGAUAAUGCUUAUAUCUAUCUGCUUAAUUUUAGUGACUUAGUAAUGCCGCAGUUUUGUAAAGAUGGAAACUUGGCUGCUCUUUACUACCUCACCUGCCUGCUUAUAACAUUUGUGUUUUUCUUUCUUGCAGGGCUGAAUAAUUCUUCCUUUACAGAUUGCGCCAAGCACGAUCCAGAUGUGAAUGAUGAUACCCAGAAGAACUUUGCAGAGCUAUUGUCUGAGGAACUAAAGCUUCGAGAAGCUGAGGCUUUGGAACAUCAGCAGCAUGCUGACAUGGCAUUGCUCGAGGCUAAAAAGAUGACUUCCCAAUACCAGAAAGAGGCUGACAAGUGUAAUUCUGGAAUGGAAACGUGUGAGGAGGCAAGAGAAAAAUCGGAAGCUGCUUUAUUAGCACAAAAACAGCUAACGGCCUUGUGGAUGUCAAGGGCUCGCCAAAGAGGUUGGAAAGAAGGAAAUGCCAGGGCUCAAUCCUAGGCAAUUUAGCACGCAUUUUGUUAGAAUACCAACUUCAUAUAAGAGUUCCUUCCGUUUGAAAGACAUUAUAAAUUAAAAGUAUCUGGUGUUGCAGCUGAAAGUGAGCAUCAGGGCUAGAAGUAUUGUGCAAUAUUUCAUGUAGAGCUGUAGAGGUAACAUGUUCGCGAUUGUUAAUUAUCAUUAUUUGCUGGAAUCACGUUAUGCUAGCAAAAGUUGAGAUUUCGAUGUGGAAGAAUAUUUAAUGUCCUGGAUUUUGCCAUGUAAACGAUUUCUUCUUAGUUCGAAUCAGAAAUAUAUUUUGUAUGUGCAUAUAUA